Molecule: messenger RNA, 996 nt
Organism: Ilex paraguariensis (yerba mate)
Lineage: Eukaryota; Viridiplantae; Streptophyta; Magnoliopsida; Aquifoliales; Aquifoliaceae
Source: the annotation of a GenBank genome assembly
AUGGGGAGGUCUCCUUCUGUUGAGAAUGGCCUCAAGAAAGGUCCUUGGACUCCUGAAGAAGAUCAGAAGCUUGUUCAACACAUCCAAAAACAUGGUCAUGGAAGUUGGAGAGCCCUACCUAAGCUUGCAGGUCUGAACAGGUGUGGCAAGAGUUGUAGGCUAAGAUGGACAAACUAUCUGAGGCCAGACAUCAAAAGAGGGAAAUUCUCUCAAGAGGAAGAGCAAACAAUUCUGCAUCUCCAUUCCAUUCUUGGAAACAAAUGGUCAGCAAUUGCUUCACACCUACCGGGCCGGACGGACAAUGAAAUCAAGAAUUUCUGGAACACCCAUUUGAAGAAGAAGCUGAUUCAGAUGGGUUUUGAUCCAAUGACUCACAGGCCAAGAACUGACCUCUUCUCCACCUUGCCUCAUCUCCUUGCUCUUGCUAACCUCAUUGAUCACAAUCCACUGGAAGAACAUGCUGCAAAGUUACAAGCAGAAGCUAUUCAAUUGGCCAAGCUUCAGUACUUACAAUAUCUUCUUCACUCCACAGCUCCAGUAAAUCCCAGUCCAAACAGCCACUUUGGCAUUUUAGAGAGAGACUCACUCAAUUUACUGAAUUUGAUUCCUUCCAUCAAAGAAAAUCCAGUUUCAAAUUCCUCUCUAAUGGAGAAUCAAACACAAUUUUCCAUUGAAAAUGGCAUUUCUCAACUACUCCACCAGCCCAUCAACUCUUCUCCAUUGCCAGACCCACAGGUCCCUUUCAAUUUCCAAACACCUUUGAAUACUGAAAUGGGCCAAGGUUCUAAUAACUUCACAAUGGUCAGCCAAGAAGAUAACCCACCUAACUCUCCAUGGAUUAUUUCUUCUGGGUCUUCUUCUACUCUGCCACCUCUGAUAGAGAGUUCAACAAGCAAUCCAGGAGAUGAGAACAGCCCUUCUAGCUAUGGCGGAUCAGCUUCUUCCUGGUGGCCUGAACUACUAUUUGAAGAACCUAUUAUGCAUGAGAUACCUUAG